AUGGAUGCUUGCGCAAAACGUAUUAGAGUAGCCGAAUUACGUUCACCACUUACAUUUGAUAAAUCUAUCAUACGAGAUGAUGUCGAUUCUGAAUUGUUAACAAAACGUCGAUGUUCAGGUAGAAAUAGACGUUGUGGACCAAGUAAUUCUUCUAAUGAUGAUGGUGAUAGAAAUAAAGGAUUAUUUAGAGGAAUAUUAUAA
Molecule: messenger RNA, 201 nt
Organism: Funneliformis caledonium
Lineage: Eukaryota; Fungi; Glomeromycota; Glomeromycetes; Glomerales; Glomeraceae
Source: the annotation of a GenBank genome assembly